AUGGCUCCGUCACGCUCCGCUGCUCGCUCUAGGCCCAAUCGGCCCGUUCGUCAAAACCGCACUACGGUUCAGACCUAUCAAGAGGAGAGUACUUCAGAGGACGAUGCCAACCACGAGGCAGAUUCUGAGUAUGGCAGAGCCCGACGUCCAUCGCUCACUUUGCGACCCCGCGAUAUUCCCCAAUCUUAUCGCGAGGAGUCGACCGAUGCAGACUGGGGUGACAUUCCAGAUGAAAGCGAUGCCGAAUACGAUGUUGCCCCUGCCAAUCCACCCAAUCAAUUGAUCAUUUCGCCUCAAGCUCAAGCAGCCCCCGGGCCUGCCCCUCGGGGUGCGAACGCUCCGAGGGUUCAGCACACCCGGCGUACGGCUCCUUCGCAGCCACCAAAGCCCAAACGACGCCAGAAGAGCAAGACCGGACUGGCACGGCCUCUGAAAAAGCGACAGAAGGUGAACACGAGUGAUGGUAUCAUUCUGGGCUCUGGAGUUAUCCCUCCCUGGCAGACACUGCCAUACCAAGUCUUGUUCGACAUAUUUCUUCGCGCAUCCUACCCGCUACUCAACGAACAACAGUUGACGCGAACGGGCUCCGUCAAGUGGCUUGUGAAUGUGGCACUAUUAUGUCGGGCCUUCCAUGAACCAGCUCUUGCAGCUCUCUAUCACACCCCACCUUUACUUCCUACCUAUAAAAGCCAUGGCCUAUUGAAGCUACUCUCCAUGCCACCAGAGUCAUGCACAAUGAACUACGCCGCGAAAAUCAAGGAGCUUCAUGUCGAUGUUGAGCAGGUUCUUCUCUACAAAAGUGGACCCACGCUGGGCUACUUCGAUCUUUCCCGACUGAUUGAGAAAACGCCCCAGGUCCAGACUUUGCGACUUUACCACAAAGAUGACGACACCGUUGGAAUUCCUCCGUGGAACAUCACGUUUUCAAAGUGGGUCUAUUCAGAUCCAUUAUUUACGGCAAUCGACCACGCUGGGCUCGUUCUUCGCAGUUGGGAUUGGAAUGCUCGUUUUCUUCCAACAUCUGAACUGCUCCCCUUCAUGUUGGAGAAGCACCUACGUCCUGCGUUUCAAAGUUUGAAGGAGGUCCGACUACUUCAUCUUGGCGAUGGUGAGCCAGACGACCUUAUCAUCCAAGAAGCCGCACUUGCCACAUCUCUCCGGGCACUCCCUGAGGUUGAACGCGUGGACCUUAUCGAAUGCACGGUGGUAAAGGACACGUUCUUCCAACAACUUCCUACGACUAUCCGCUCACUUACCCUCUCCAACUGCGACCGCGUGUACGCCAAAUCCUUCUUGGAGUUCAUGAAAUCACACGGUCAGCAUCUGCGAGAGCUGUGCUUGAGCCACAAUCGGCAUUUGAACAUGGCGUUCAGUACCGAGCUCGCUCAGUAUUGCCCAAAUUUGAGAAAGUUCCAGAUGGAUAUCUCCAUUCAUGAUACGUCUAGCUACCAUGACACUGAGCCUCACUUCACUGAGCUCAUCAAAGAGUCCGAGGUGCCAACGUGGCCAAAGAGUCUGCAGGAGAUCGAAUUAAUUCAGCUUCGGCGAUUAGAUCAUGGUACAGCAGAAUCAUUCUUCAUGUCUUUGAUUGAUGCUGCCCCCAACCUGCCCUACCUUCGCCGCUUGGUUGUCAGUGCAAUUCUCGAAAUCGGUUGGCGCGACCGUGCGAACUUCCGUGAGCGAUGGAUCAGCCGGCUUGAAAGGACUUUUUUGCGACGCAGUCAGCCCCCAGACCCCAACUUGCGGUCUCUUCGAAAGCGAGAGCUGAAGCCUGCUCUGCAGCAUUUUGAUGGAGUUGCGGAACCAGCACGCCGAGACACUGCUGGCAGUGAUCACUCCACCCUUUCCAAGCGACACAGCUCGCGGUUGGCUGAGAGUAAGGCCUCAGAGGCCCACGAAAAAGUUGCAUCAACCCAAUUUACCCCAUCUCAGUUUGGAGAGCACGAUGUCCAAGGGAUGUGCGAUGUGGUAUCAAUUCGAAUUGACAAUCAACGACCUAGCGAGACUCAAUUCAACGAAAAUGACUUCCUGGAUGACGAACCGAGCGGCGACUCGGACUGGGCCGGUGACGAUUAUGAGACCGGAGGUGGACAUGCCUGGUGA
Molecule: messenger RNA, 2103 nt
Organism: Penicillium cinerascens
Lineage: Eukaryota; Fungi; Ascomycota; Eurotiomycetes; Eurotiales; Aspergillaceae
Exons: 1
Coding region: 1-2103 (700 amino acids)
Source: RefSeq, a predicted model, not a curated record